GUCCUGGCGGUGGCGCUCAGUCUAGCCUAGGGCGGGCUCCGGGGGGCUCUGCGGCCGGCGCGCCUGGUCUUGCCUGGUGUUUGCGUGCGGGUCUCGAUAACCACCGGCUCACUGCGCACCAGCCCGUGGCCCAACGGGACCCGGCGGCGUCUGGCCCGGCGUCCUCGGCCAUGGCCACCCUGGCGGGCCUGCGGGCCUGGGCGGCUACACAGUACGGCUACCUCCAGCGCAGCCUGGGGGCCCAGCUCCCCGCUGUUUUUUGCAGCCAGAGUUCUGGGGGAUCCGCGCGGUCAGAGGCUCGUCCCACCAGCACGCGGCAACGGGACGGCAUCAGGACCAUCGUCCUGAGCGAUCCAAAGAAGAGGAAUGCGCUGUCACUCAGAAUGCUGAAAUCCCUCCAAACUGAUAUUCUUCAGGAAGCUGAAAGCAAAGACCUGAGAGUCAUUGUCAUUUCAGCUGAGGGCCCUGUGUUUUCUUCUGGACAUGAUUUAAAGGAACUAACAGAAGAGCACGGGCGUGAUUACCACACUGAAGUAUUUCAGACCUGUUCCGAGGUCAUGAUGCUGAUCCGGAACCACCCUGUCCCCGUCAUUGCCAUGGUCAAUGGCUUGGCCACAGCUGCUGGUUGUCAGCUGGUGGCCAGCUGUGACAUCGCCGUGGCAAGUGACAAGUCCUCUUUUGCCACUCCUGGAGUGAACAUCGGGCUCUUCUGCUCCACACCUGGUGUGGCCCUGGGGAGGGCGGUGCCCAGAAAGGGUCUGCGCCAUACACACCAGGACAUUCCACCCAAGACUUUCUGGCUGGAUGUCCCUGUUCCUCUACAGCUCUUACACUGGGGGUCAAUUUGUGAAGUCACCACAUUUCAAUUUUACACGCCUCUGAGUACAGAUGCAAUAGCAAAUAGAAACACCAAUAGGACGCCCUGAAUUUGGAACCAGAUUUGUGUGGACAGGCUCAGACUGGGCUGACUCCCAGAAUAGCAGGCCCUGAGCUCUGGCGGUCCAGGGCUUAGAUGGGAUAAGCAAGCAGGAAGUGCAGAGGCAGAAUGGCUUGUCAGAGGGGUCAUGGCUGAUUCAAUGUGCUUCACAGUGACCAACUGUUUCUUAAGAGACAGGAGGAACCCGAAAUGGAACAGGAACUAUUCCCUGGGAAACUAACAAACUGAAGUAUCCUGGCUGGGGUGGAGCGGGUAUUUUCUGCUACACAGCUAGUUAGGUUUUUUGGUUGGCUUGUUUUUAUAAAGUCAAACUAUUUUUGCAAAUUUUUUCUGAAAUACAGUUGAGGCUCAGUUUUGUUGCAUUGAAUGGUUGCCUGUAAGAUACAAUAGUGUGCUGACUGAAUAUCAGUAUCAAGAGCUGGAACUGCAUCCCUGGCCCACUUGUUGACAACCUCUCCUGCUCAAGAAAGGAUUCAGUAACUGGCUAUGUUGGGCUUACAAUAGUUGCGGGUUGGCUACACAUCCUCUCUGUCCAAGAAGGAAUUACAGAGUUGUCUCCUUGUUGCUAACUACAGUGAAGUCCAUUCUCACUGCAGAGCUCUCUUCCUUCCUAUAACAUCAUAAAGUAUUUACUGAACAUCCCUGAAGUAGAAUCCAACAGCAUCCUUGUUCUGGUAAAAGGACAUCAUCAUUCUCAGUUGGAAAUCUGUAAACAUGGGGAAAAUCAUAUACACAGCCCUGAAGUGCUUGUUAGAAUAUAUUUUCUAUUUUAGUAGUAACUGCAGAAAUUAGCAUUUGCUCACAUGCUUAAGGCCCAAAAGAAACGAGACCCAAGGGGAAUCAAGCACAAGGCCAGGAAGUUUAGGAAAGGAUUCCUUUCUUCUGUAAUGCCUCCCCCCUAAGUUUUACAGAAAAGUACGUUUGUAAGGAGAUUCUGAAGACAAUUAUGUGAACACACACCUGCUUCUGAAAGUGAGCUGGAGGGGGCUGCACACUGUGAACAGUGACACCUUCUCCAGUGUCUUCCAGCAAGGGUGCUCUGUUUCUAUCAAAAUAGAUAUUUACUCUAAAUGAGUAAUUUACUCUAAAUAAGUAUCUCUUCAGUUGCCACAUUGUGCUAGUACAUUAGAUGUAAAUGUAUCACAAAUCUAUUUUCAGAGUUUAUUUAAACUUCCUAUAAACUGUAACUGCAAAUCAGAUCAUGAGACCUUUACAUAGCCAAAAGUGAUGGUUAGCCUGCCUGGUAGUUGUUUAUCCUUUUUAACCCCUGACUUGCUGGAAAGUUCCAUAGUACAGCUUUGGAAACCUUUAAAGCAGACUU
Molecule: messenger RNA, 2258 nt
Organism: Octodon degus (degu)
Lineage: Eukaryota; Metazoa; Chordata; Mammalia; Rodentia; Octodontidae
Gene: Echdc3
Product: enoyl-CoA hydratase domain containing 3
Exons: 5
Coding region: 171-926 (251 amino acids)
Cellular component (GO): mitochondrion
Molecular function (GO): hydro-lyase activity
Source: RefSeq, a predicted model, not a curated record